Molecule: messenger RNA, 1398 nt
Organism: Scleropages formosus (Asian bonytongue)
Lineage: Eukaryota; Metazoa; Chordata; Actinopteri; Osteoglossiformes; Osteoglossidae
Gene: lhx3
Product: LIM homeobox 3
Exons: 6
Coding region: 1-1221 (406 amino acids)
Biological process (GO): regulation of transcription by RNA polymerase II; neuron differentiation
Cellular component (GO): nucleus
Molecular function (GO): RNA polymerase II transcription regulatory region sequence-specific DNA binding; zinc ion binding; DNA-binding transcription factor activity, RNA polymerase II-specific
Source: RefSeq, a predicted model, not a curated record
AUGGAUGCGUUUAAUGGUCGAAACUCUCCGAAAAACACGGCGAAUAACACGGAAAUACUGCUCGCGCUGUUAGCGCAGAACGAGGAUCUCCGCAAAGAGAUCCCAGUUUGCGCUGGCUGCAAUCAGCACAUCACAGACAGGUUCAUCCUCAAGGUCCUCGACCGGCACUGGCACAGCAAGUGUCUGAGAUGCAGCGACUGUCAGGCACAGCUGGCGGACAAGUGCUUCAGCAGGGGUGACAGUGUGUACUGUAAGGAGGACUUCUUCAAGAGAUUUGGGACCAAAUGUGCCGCAUGCCAGCAGGGUAUUCCGCCCACGCAGGUGGUGCGGCGGGCACAGGACUUUGUGUACCACCUGCACUGCUUUGCAUGCAUCGUGUGCAAGAGGCAGCUGGCCACGGGGGACGAGUACUACCUGAUGGAGGACAGCAGAUUGGUGUGCAAGGCGGACUACGAGACAGCCAAGCAGAGGGAGGCAGACUCUACUGCGAAAAGACCGCGGACCACUAUCACAGCCAAACAGCUGGAGACCCUGAAAAACGCCUACAACAACUCUCCUAAACCCGCCAGGCACGUUCGAGAGCAGCUGUCGUCAGAAACGGGCCUGGAUAUGAGAGUGGUUCAGGUAUGGUUCCAGAACAGGCGUGCCAAGGAGAAGAGGCUGAAGAAGGAUGCUGGACGGCAAAGGUGGGGUCAGUACUUCCGCAGCAUGAAGAGGUCGCGGGGCGGCUCAAAAUCGGACAAGGACAGCGUUCAGGAAGAGGGCAUGGACAGCGACGCAGAGGUGUCCUUCACAGAUGAGCCUGCUGUGCCAGAUGUCAGCCACUCCAAUGGGCUGUACAGCAGCCUGAGCGAGACAUCCCCAGCUAUUGGUCGCCAGGGUGGUAGCCAUGGCAACUUCCCCCUGGAGCAAGGGGUCGUCCAGCCACAGGAUCAGUACCACGACAUCCGAUCGAGCAGUCCCUAUGGCCUUCCCCAGUCACCGGGAUCCCUUCAAGCCCUGCCUGGACAUCAGCCACUCAUCUCCAGCCUCGUCUACCCUGACUCAGGCCUGUCCAUCAUGACCCAAGGCGGGCAUCCCGGCAUGACCCCAGCCAUGCGGGCGAUGGGAGGCGGCAAUGGCCCCAGUUCGGACUUGUCCACGGGCAGCAGCGGAGGCUACCCAGACUUCCCGGCAAGCCCCGCCUCCUGGCUCGAUGAGGUGGACCACACUCAGUUCUGAGGACCCUUAUCCAUGUCCAGUAGUGCAAAAGGCACUAUAUAGAUACAAUACAAAAUCAUUUAUUGUACUCUGGAAAAAUAUCUGCAUUUCAUGACGGAUGUGGUCCCACACAUUGUUACAGUCACCACUGAAACAGACUGAGUUGGGAGCCAAACAUUGAACGACCUGUCAAGGGGA